CUUACGUCUGGCCUUUCAUGACGUCAUUUGUCAGACUUCUUUGUAUGAUUGCGAGUCGGCCGCCUCGUCAGAUUAACCUCACAAGCGUGUGAAAGUUGGCCGACGGAGAUUCUAGAAACUUCAUGUUUGUGGUGGUGGUGAUGUGAUCCCGGACAAUACGUUUUGCAUGGGCGGAAAAAAGUCGGCUAGCUCGGUUGCACGAGAUGGAAUUGGGCCAAACUCAGCAACUUGCACAUUCUCUGACGAGACGGCGGACACACGCAAUGCAAAGGCGUCCGGUAAAUGACGUCACGACGACCAGGGCGUAAAGCGCAGCCUUGGGUGUUAUUUUUAUUUUUUUUUUUAAGUUUGGUGUGGGGUGGCGGGAGGGUGGUUUGUUUUGUUUUGUUGUCGGUAUGGACAAUCAGACAGAAGAGCCAGAAAAUGUUGUUGAUGAGCAACAAGUGGAUGAACCAGCAGUCGUGGCUCCAACGACAGGGGCUGCGCAGGACAGCGUCGAGGAACCCGAUCGUCCGAGUGCCGAGGGCAUGGAAACGAGUGUUGGAGAUGCCGAGCGUCUCAGCAUGGAGAGCAUUAAAAUGAGUGUCGGAGACUCCAAGCGUCUGAGUGCCGACAGCAUUGAAAUGAGCGUGUUGUACGACGCUUCUAUAAAAGACGAGGCCUCCAAAUGCAACGUCACGUCCUGGGUGUCGGGGCGAGUUUUUUGCUGCUUCGCGGGCUUUGCGUUGAUUCUCAUUUGUACCUUGGCCGGCUGGUACAUCAACGAUUCAAAGUUAGACCAGAUGAAGGAACAACUGAAAGCCCGAAAUAUGCUCCUGAACAAACUGGUGAAAAACAUCGAAAGCACGCAGCAACAGGUGGACCUUCUCCAGCAGCGGUAUAAGCACCUCCGGGAUGAAAUGAACGCCAUCGAGACGAAAGUGAACGCGGCAUCUGAAAUUCAGUCGAGCCUGCUGAAGAAGAUUCCUGGACUACAGGCCAACUUUGAACAACUCAAUGCCACGGCGAACUUUUACUCCGGCGCUCUCCGAUCUAUGAAAGUUGCCAUCGAGGAGUGUCAGUGGCACCUUUCGGACGGACUGAAGUUGCCCACCGAUUUGAUGUACACACUCUUUUGUGGGAAAAGCGCCGAUCUAGCGAGACUCCAGAUAUGCUGCAAGGAAGGCUGGGUGAGGCACAAUUUACAUUGCUACGUCUUGUCCACCCAAGAAAAAAGAUGGAGCGAUGCCGAACGAGACUGUAAGGAAAAGGACGGCGAAUUCGUUGAAAUCCACAACCCCCGCGAGCAGAAGUUCCUCACCAAGCUUUUACUGGAAAAGGCCGGAGCAAACUACGACGCGUGGAUCGGCUUGUCGUACCAAGACGGCGGCUACAAGUGGUCCGACGACCGCCCGCUUUCCAACGUCUCAUUUUGGAAGGCGGACGACGGGCGCGCGGUUGAGGACGCGCGAGGUUCCUGCGUGGCCAUCAAGCACUCGCCGGGCGCCGCGGAGGACAGCUGGGAUCACAACUGGGACCCCUUCCCCUGCGCCGCCAGGAAACGCUACCUGUGCAGAACUUGCAUCUUUUGCGAAAAGGGGAGCAAGCAGUAAAGUUCCUGGGGAACCUCAUUUUUUUUCGCCGCGCUCUGGCAUUCCAAUGCUUGCAGUCUCCCGAGUUUGGAACGAAAGAAGACGUGAAUCGAUUCAACGGUUUAGAUCAGGCAUGACCAAAGUCCGGCCCGCGGGCCAAAUCCGGCCCGCGGUCGACUUUCAUCCGGCCCUCGGCCCCCGUCAUAAAAUCAGUGCCGUCUGGCCCGCAGUUUGGGCGCAAUGGAA
Molecule: messenger RNA, 1817 nt
Organism: Hippocampus zosterae (dwarf seahorse)
Lineage: Eukaryota; Metazoa; Chordata; Actinopteri; Syngnathiformes; Syngnathidae
Product: C-type lectin domain family 10 member A-like
Exons: 5
Coding region: 396-1592 (398 amino acids)
Molecular function (GO): signaling receptor activity
Source: RefSeq, a predicted model, not a curated record